Cynocephalus volans (Philippine flying lemur) is the source of this 1033-nucleotide messenger RNA. It is a transcript of the gene MMAB, whose product is annotated as metabolism of cobalamin associated B. NCBI's taxonomy places the organism in Eukaryota, Metazoa, Chordata, Mammalia, Dermoptera, Cynocephalidae. The coding region runs from base 37 to 762 and encodes 241 amino acids. The transcript has 9 exons. The record is from RefSeq and is a predicted model, not a curated record. Gene Ontology annotation, molecular function: corrinoid adenosyltransferase activity.
CCUGGCGGGGUCAGCCCCGGUCAAACGGCCAGGCGCAUGGCUGCGUGGGGCCUUGGAGGUCGCCUUGGCUUACGUGGGUGCCUCGGCGCCGGCAGGCUACUGCGUCCCCGUUUCCAGAGCCGCGGCCCUCAGGAUGUGGAAGACGGGGACAGGCUACAGCCUUCCUUGAAGACACCCAGGAUCCCCAAGAUUUACACCAAAACAGGAGACAAAGGGUUUUCUAGCACCUUCACGGGAGAGAGGCGACCCAAAGAUGACCAAGUGUUUGAAGCCUUGGGAACUACAGAUGAAUUAAGUUCAGCUAUUGGGUUUGCUGUGGAAUUAAUCACAGAAAAGGGCCACACAUUUGCUGAAGAGCUUCAGAAAAUCCAGUGCACAUUGCAGGAUGUUGGCUCUGCCCUGGCGACACCACGCUCCUCGGCCAGGGAGGCUCACUUAAAACACACCGCAUUUGAGGCAGGGCGCAUCCUGGAGCUGGAGCAGUGGAUCGACAAGUACUCCAGCCAGCUGCCCCCUCUCACGGCCUUCAUUCUGCCUUCGGGAGGCAAGAGCAGCUCCGCACUGCACUUCUGCAGGGCCGUGUGCCGCCGCGCCGAGAGAUGUGUGGUGCCUCUUGUCCAGAGUGGAGAGACCGACGCAAACGUGGCCAAGUUCUUAAACAGACUUAGCGACUAUCUCUUCACAUUAGCCAGAUACACAGCCAUGAAGGAGGGGAAUCAAGAAAAAAUAUACAAGAAAAAUGACCCAUCAGACCGAGCCUAAGCCACUUUGAAAUAACAGAAAGGGGGAGCUUUGUAGACCCCUCCAUGGUGACAGCGGUGAAGAGAGUUUACCUUUCUGGUGUCCUGGCUGCAGAAGAUGUCAUGCAGAGGGGCUGGAAGUGGGUUUUUUGUCCAGACUCAGCUUUGUUUCAUAUCCUCUGCCAACUCCCUCAAGGGACUGUGGCCCUUUGAGAAUUCUGUCCUUGUUGCCCCAGGUUGCUGCGAGGAGAAGGAGCUGUGUGGAAAAAAGAAUAAAAGUGGGAAUGGCUUGA